Molecule: messenger RNA, 930 nt
Organism: Lasiodiplodia theobromae
Lineage: Eukaryota; Fungi; Ascomycota; Dothideomycetes; Botryosphaeriales; Botryosphaeriaceae
Exons: 2
Coding region: 1-930 (309 amino acids)
Source: RefSeq, a predicted model, not a curated record
AUGAAGGUCGCAGUUGCAGGAGGAAACACCAGCGUUGGCCUUGCCAUCGUCGACGGCAUUAAAGCCCGCGGAAAAUACGAAUGCAUCAUCCUCGGCCGCAGGCCGCACGCCGAGCACGAUGUCCUCGUAGUCGACUACGCUAACAUCAACAGUCUGGCAGCGAAACUGGAAGAAGCGCAGGUUAAUGUUGUCAUUUCCGCCCUCUCCAUGGAAGACGACGCCUGCGGCCAGGCGCAGCUCAACCUCAUCGAAGCCGCCAACCGUUCCAAGUGCACCAAGCGUUUCUUGCCCUGCGAAUUCGGCAUCCAGUACACCGCUGAACGAGUCAAGAACCUGACCGGCCUCUCCUUCCACUACAAACUUACAGCAGUUGAAGCGCUUGAGAACACAGAUCUGGAGUUCUCUCUCGUCUCCUGCGGCAUCUACCUCGACUACUGGGCGACAUCCGUCAUCCCGUCUCGGCUCCGGUUCUGCCAGCCCUACUGGCUCGAUUUCGGCCACCGCCUCGCCGCCAUCCCCGGCGACGGUAACGCGCCUCUCGUGCUGACGCACACGCGCGAUGUGGGGCGCUUCACCGCCGCGCUGCUCGAACUCCCGCGUUGGGAGCGCAGGUACACCAUCCGUGGCGAUCGCUUGACGCUGAACGAGGCCGUGCGCACGGCUGAGGAGGUUAUGGGCGUGAAGUUCGCCGUCGUGCACGAAUCGGCGGAGAAGUUGCGGGAGGAGGGCGCCACGAUUUUGCCUGGAAUGGAUGGUUUAGACGAGGCCGCUCAGGCCGUUAUGAAGUCCAGGUUGGCGCAGCUGGGUAUCAAUUGUUUGGAGGGAUGCAUGGAUCUGGAUGGGUCGGCUAGCCUCAACGCCAUCUUCCUUGACAUUAAGCCACUUACGGUGCGGGACGUGGCCGAGGCCUGGAAAGAAAAGUUGCAAUGA